Molecule: messenger RNA, 399 nt
Organism: Necator americanus (New World hookworm)
Lineage: Eukaryota; Metazoa; Nematoda; Chromadorea; Rhabditida; Ancylostomatidae
Exons: 1
Coding region: 1-399 (132 amino acids)
Source: RefSeq, a predicted model, not a curated record
AUGGGAGGUCUGAAAGGCGAAAUAUGCGGAAUGAAAUUCCGCCAACGUGUGUGUAUUAAUGUUGGAGUACGGACCAGGAAGAAGCUCAGCGAUGCGGAUUCUUUCACAAAGCGAAUCCAGAGCAAGAGAAACGGCCCCGUUCUAAUUCCACCAGAGAAGUUUGAAACUCUCAAACUCUGGAUCGUAAGUGUUCACGCACCUACGGAGACCGCAGAGGACCACAACAAGGACGCGUUUUGUGAUGAACUCAAUGCGUUGAUAUCCAAGAUACCAAGCCAGCAAGCGGUAAUUGUCGGAACUGAUGCGAAUACAAAGAUGGGACCUGAACAACAAUUCAAUGUGCUUGGAAAAUGGUUCUAUCCCAUGGAGCAGACAUCGGACAACGGAAAAUAUCAAUAA